CUUCCUCUUCUCUCACACACUCCCCAGUCCCCACUUCUCUGAGCUGACCCUCUUCCCCCCUCCUUUCUUCCUCCCCCAUCUCUUUCAUCGCCCACAUUUUCUCUCUCCCCCCAAACUCACACCCCCACCAAAAAGGCUCACAUAUUUCACCAAAAAUAGCAUUUUCAAACCUUUUCAAUUCAAACCCAGAAAAAAAUGAAGCUCACCCAUCACCUAACCCUCUUUUUUCUACCCUUUUUUCUCAUAUGCACACCAACUGUUUGUGAAAAUGCCGAGCUGAAGACCCUCAUUGACAUAAAAACCUCCAUUGACCCUCAUCACACCUUCCUUUCUUCUUGGACUGUUAAUGGGAAUCCUUGCAGUGGUACAUUUGAAGGUGUUGCUUGCAAUGAGUUUGGCAAAGUUGCUAAUAUUUCAUUGCAGGGCAAAGGGCUUGAUGGGGUUUUACCUGCCGCCAUUGGUGAACUUAAGAACUUAUCCGGGUUGUACCUGCAUUUCAAUAGGUUGAGUGGUGAGAUACCGAAAGAAAUUGCUGGGUUGACUCAGCUUACGGAUCUGUAUUUGGAUGUCAAUUACUUCAGUGGUAGUAUUCCUGAACAAAUUGGGAAUAUGUCUAAUUUGCAAGUUUUGCAGCUAUGUUAUAAUAAGUUGAGUGGGAAUGUGCCUACACAGAUAGGUUCUCUCAAGAAGCUGAAUGUUCUUGCUCUGCAGUAUAAUCAGUUAACUGGUGCAAUUCCUGCUAGUUUGGGAGGCUUGGAUAUGUUAACCAGGUUGGAUUUAAGCUUCAAUAAGUUCUUUGGUCCGAUUCCUGUCAGGUUAGCUGAGGCACCUUUGCUGCGAAUUCUUGAUGUUCGGAACAAUACUCUUUCUGGGAAUGUGCCUGCUGCUCUGCAUAGGUUGAGUGAUGAAUUCCAAUAUGCGAACAAUCCAGGUUUAUGUGGAGUUGGGUUUGCUUCGAUGAGAGUUUGCACUGAUUCUGGCAAUAACAGUAAGAACAAACCCGAAGCUUAUACACCAGGUUCUUCUGGGAGGAAAGAUCUACCUGAAUCAGCAAAUCUCCCCUCAAAUUGCAGCGGAACACAGUGCUCAAACUCCUCUAAGUCCUCCCAUGCCGGUAUCAUUUCUGGGGUUGUUGCAAUUGCUUUGAUCACCGUUAUUGGCCUUUCCAUGUUUUCAUGGUAUCGCCGCAGGAAACAAAAGAUUGGAACCAACUUAGAUACUGCUGAUGGUCGGCUAAGUACUGACCAGGUUAAGGAUGUUUACAGUAGAAGUGCUGCACCUCUCAUUAAUCUUGAAUAUUCAAAUGGGUGGGAUCCCCUAGGAAAAGGUUCACAGGAACUAUUUGAUAAUUAUAUGUUCAAUUUGGAGGAUAUAGAGUCUGCUACUCAGCACUUCUCCGAAGUGAAUUUCCUAGGGCGGAGCAAUUACUCAGCUGUUUAUAAAGGGGCGUUAAGAGACGGAUCAAUAGUUGCUAUCAAGCGCAUAGCCAAGACAGGCUGCAAGACUGACGAAGCAGAAUUCUUGAAGGGAUUGAAGAUCCUGACUUCUUUGCAGCAUGGAAAUCUUGUCAGGUUGAGAGGAUUUUGCUGCUCAAAGGGGAGAGGAGAAUGUUAUCUUAUAUAUGAUUUUGUUCCCAAUGGAAACUUGCUUCAGUAUCUCGAUUUAAAGGAUGGAAGUGACAAAAUUCUCAAUUGGUCUACUAGAGUUUCCAUAAUCAAGGGCAUUGCCAAAGGUAUUGAUUAUAUACAUACCCCACAAGGCAGUAAACCUGCUUUAGUUCACCAAAACAUAUCAGCUGAAAAAGUGUUAAUUGACUGGCGGCUUAAUCCACUUCUCGUGGGAUCUUGCCUCUACAAGCUCCUUGCUGAUGAUAUCGUCUUUUCAAUGCUGAAAGCCAGUGCUGCCAUGGGUUACCUUGCUCCAGAGUACACAACUACCGGAAAAUUUACUGACAAGAGUGACGUAUAUGCAUUUGGCAUUGUUUUAUUCCAGAUUCUCUCAGGUAGAACUAAAAUUGACCUGUCAAUUCGUCAAGGUGCUGAAUCAGGAAAAUUUGAAGAGUUUAUUGAUGAAAAUCUACAUGGGAAGUAUUUAGAAUCCGAGGCUAGUGAGCUUGGUAAAAUUGCUUUGCUUUGCACCCAUGAACUCCCUCAUCAGAGGCCAUCAAUAAACACCAUCAGACAAGAACUAAGCUUGCUUCAUGAUAGUUCUUGAACAUGGAAAUGAUGUUCUUGCCCUAACUUUUUUCAAAUUAGUGACAAAUGGGCAAAUGCUAACUGCCGGCUAAUUUCAAUUGCGGUGUAUAAGUCAUUGAUGUAACCAUCUUUGUAAUUGUUGUAGCUUAAGGGUGAAGGUAGGGCCUGUAGGCUAAUCUGUUAGUCUGUUGCUGUCAUAGAUUAUUUUAGUGCAAAUGCCAAAUGCACCAUUGAUGUUGUAAUCUAACUAGAAUUUUCAGGUAGUUGUCCACACUAGCAUGGUGUUGUACUGUUGUAUGAAUUUUUGUUUCCGUGACUCGCUAGAUGGAUGCUGCAUUGCUGCAUAAAUCUUGUUUCGAGCUGCAGUAGCGGGUAGAUUUGUAAUAUGUGUAAAAGGUGAAUUUAUGAAAGAAUUCUUAUGAUCUUACAUUCA
Molecule: messenger RNA, 2628 nt
Organism: Spinacia oleracea (spinach)
Lineage: Eukaryota; Viridiplantae; Streptophyta; Magnoliopsida; Caryophyllales; Amaranthaceae
Product: probable LRR receptor-like serine/threonine-protein kinase At5g10290
Exons: 4
Coding region: 196-2214 (672 amino acids)
Biological process (GO): protein phosphorylation
Molecular function (GO): ATP binding; protein kinase activity; receptor serine/threonine kinase binding
Source: RefSeq, a predicted model, not a curated record